AUGUUAAUAUGCUUGGGAGUAUUUGCGUCUGUUACAGCUCUUUAUGCAUUUUUACCACCAAAAUUAGAAUUGUAUGAUUACGAAACAUUGCAAUUCGAUCGAUCUGUUCCUGAAUACGAAACUGUUCUUACGCCAAGCGAUUUUGAGUUAGGAGCAGAAAUAGCAGAAAACCUACGAUAUAUAAACGAUAAUGGAGAUUCGGAUGCUAUUCGAUCUCUGAUUGCUGCUUCAAUGCAAGAAUAUUCCACUCAUACAUGUAUUCAAUGGGUUCCUAAGACGAAUAACGACAUUAAUUAUGUAUAUAUAUUCCCUGAUCGAGGAUGUUAUUCAAUGGUGGGAAAAAUCGGUGGAAAACAAUCGCUUUCCCUUGGAUCAGGAUGCAUUCAGAAGGGAAUUAUCAUCCAUGAAUUGAUGCAUGCUGUAGGAUUUUUCCACGAACAAAGUCGAACCGACAGAGAUGACUACAUCACCAUUUUGUGGAACAAUAUACAGCCAGGAAUGCAAGGUCAGUUUGAAAAGUACGGUCAAGGUACGAUCCAGUCACUAGGAACAACUUACGACUAUUCAUCGAUUAUGCAUUAUGGUGGAAAGGCAUUUUCACGUAACGGACAGCCUACAAUGGUGCCAAAACAAAAAGGUGCUCAAAUCGGACAACGUGGCGGUUUUUCGAAGACGGAUAUUUACAAAAUAAACAAACUAUAUGGAUGUCCAACUGAUGGAGAGAAGCCUGAAACCACUACAGAGCCUGACACAACGACGACAACAACAGCAACAACGACAAGUACGACAGCAAAACCAACAAUUUCGCCUACAUCUUUCAGAACUAUUAAUCCAAUUCCACCUACAUUGCCGGUGAUCACUCCAGAAUGCAAAAAUUUACGGGGAGAUUGUGACGAUCUUGGAAAACAAGGUUGGUGUGAUCGCAACCCUGGUUGGAUGCGAAUACAUUGCCCGAUCCCAUGUGGAUUCUGCGAGAAGAAAUCAACUGGAACUACAUUGCCCCCACCGCCAAUUAUCACAUUUCCUCCAAAUGAUUGUGAUGAUCUCAGAGUUGAUUGUCUGGUCCUUGUAGCCCAACGGUACUGCAAAAUGUCUCAGAAUUUCAUGAAAACAUAUUGUGCAAAAAGCUGUGGAUUUUGCUUCAAGCCACCACCACUGGAAGUGAGCACAUCAUUACCGCCAACUCUUGUAACUAAUCAACCCUUAAUAACGACGUGGAGGACAACAACGAGUCUACCCGGACAAACCAGCACCACAUCAUUUCCCACGGAAAUACCACCAACACCACAUCCAUGUGUAGAUCAUAAACAUUUCUGUCAACAUUGGAAGACUGCAGAUCUCACUUGUAAUGAAACACUUGGUGUGGAGGAUUCUGAUAGGAAUAAAGAGAGUAUGGUGAGAAGAUAUCCGUCUGCUCCAAGUGCUAAUUCUUCUGCAUUUCGAGCGAACUAUAAUGCGUCUUCGCCAUCAGUGAAGUACACUAUACAAAAGCCAUCACCAAGACCACCAUAUCAGGCUGCAAAUACUGCAUCUCACGUUGUUCAUUCUCCAGGCACUUCGACUAUUACACCUACUGAAGAGGCUCUCCAUGGUCAACUUGCUGCCGCCUCCCAUUCACAGCUCCAGAAUAGCAACGGUGCAAAGCUCUACAAGUCGUCGAGCUCUGAGUAUCCAACUCCGACUGGAAUUUCCCCAUCGCAGCUUCAUAUCAUCGCUGGGUCAACGUUGCUUCGGAACGCCGUUGCUGCUGCAGGUUAUCGCGAAGAGCGCCCAGGUUCAAACAGCGGCGCAACAUCUAACUAUGCCGCUCAACUACAGACAAAUGCUAUGCAAGCGAACAUCUAUAGCACCAUCAAUAGCAUGAGGUUACAACAACAACAUCAUGCUCCUACAAACACCAGCAAAUCUCCUAGCGCAGUUGCACUUGCAGCAGUGCAAGCUGCAGCAGCUGCACGAUCACCUAUAGAUCCAUUGAGACAUGGAGCAUAUCACGCGCAAAUCAUGUACAAGAACCUUGUACCGCAAGUACCACAACCAACAGUAAUACCUCGUCCCACUGUCACAGCGUCUCCUCACGUGGUAAAUAGGUAUUCCUCACAGAAUGGAGUCAAGCAAUCAUCCAGUCCUACAAUCGUACGGGCCCAAACAACCCCCCAUUAUGUUGUUCCCCAUCAGACAGUGGGAUCACCAAGUCGUUUGGCAGGCGGAACCCACGGAUCGUAUCACCUCCAAGCUCCUCCUAUGGCAAAUGUCAUACCUGGUUCACCUGGUCCUCCAGCACAAAUACAACAACUUAUAUCUACUCCUUCCCCUCGUCCAAGUAUACUUCGGAAGCGAGGAGAUGGAACGGGGACUCCAGUGGCAGCGAAGCGAAGAUUGCCUUUCAUGGACGAGACGCCGGCCUCCCCAAGCAGUUCGUCACAACCGACAGCGCCGACAUAUAAUGCCGGACCUACUCCACCAGCAUUCCAGCCAUCGAAGGAGAGUGUCAAUGGGACACCAGAAGAGAGUCCGAGAAAGAGGAUGAGAAAACAGCAAUUUGAAACAGAUGCAAUUCCUGAACAGAUUAAGAUGGCGAUCAAUGUGAUGCAACCCAUUGCUGGUGGAUCAGGCGCGUGGAAGUUCGCGGGCCAUCCAGGUUUCAUCACACCUGGAGUAGUGGAGAAGAAGAAGCGUGGUCGGCCUCGCACAAACUCAAGGCCUGCUACAGCAUUGCCUCUUGAAUUGCAUCAAAGUGUUAGCGUGUUUGUGGAUAUCGAUAGCCCAGAGGAGAAAAUCAAUCCAUCUUCUGUAUCGGAGUCUGCAAUUCGUGGUUCAACCGCGAGUGUGCCUCCAGUGCAUAUUGAAGUUCCUAAUACAAAAUCUCAAGUGAAAGUGAAAACGGAAGAGGAUGGGGAGGAAAUUAAAGCGGAAAAUACUGAGCAUCAUGACACAUCUGAUGAGGAAGAUGUCACAACUCCGAAACCUUCGCAUCGGAAGAAGGCGAAACUGAACAAAUCGUCCAAAGGUAUUAGAAGCUCGUGGAGGCAGCGCCCUAUCAGGACUAAUAUUGAAGCGGCGUCGAGAAGUUACCUCUCCGCUGAGGAACAGCAAGCUGAGGAUGUAGCCGGUUUUCUAGCAGAUUGCUUGGAAGAGAGCAAGAAGGAGCAUCGGAUUAGGCAGCGGAUAAGGGAACUUGAUCCGACCCCGUCAGGAUCGAAAACGUUUUUCGAUAUGGUGCCUCGUAAUCGAUUCGCGUGUCCAAAAGCAUCAACACAUCCGUUAUCUAUCCAGACAUGGAGGCCCUCGAAGGAUAAUGAUCUUCUUGUUAAUCACUUCAACACUUACGAAGAGUUCGAAUCCACGUAUGAGAAGUAUCGUAAGCUCAAGCACCUUCAACGGCAAGAGGCUAGGUUUAAUUCUAGCAUUCAUAUCAGAGAGGCUGCAGAGCGCUGUGUCGAGUAUUGCGAAAGGAAUGUCAACAGCUUUUGCGCAUCUCUUGGAUUUCAACUUUCAUCACCAAACAGUGCUAUGGCAAAAGAAGACCUCAUUUUUUUGAUGGAAAAUGUGCUGAAAGAGAGGCUGCAGGUUUCUGAGGGGUUUGCUUCUGCUGGAACGAGCUUAUGUCAUGUUGGCGAUACUUCACGUUUACCUCUUGUAUCCUGUAUUGAAGGGAAGGAUGAGAGCCUAUCAUCGAGUGCUACUUUAGCUGCAUUAGAAGGAUGCAGUGGUUCUGAUACAGAUGAAAUUUCGGACAGAAGUGAUUCCAAAGAUAUCGAACAGCUUGUUGACGAAAUGGUUUUCUUCAUUACUCGAGAAGAUGCAGAUAGUGUGUUUGAUGCCUUUGUGGAUCGAACUUUCACUCGAGAAGUAACUGGGCGACCGGUAAAAGCUCAAUGUGGUCAGAAAGCAACCAACGGAAUCUUGUCCUCAAGGCGUUCGCGAGCACGAUUACUGCAAUCGGACUCUUUCACUUCGAUUCUGAAAAAUGUGAAGUCAUUCCUAAACGAGUCUCAUGAACUAUUUGAUAACGUGUUUUCAAUGGGUUCGGCGUAUCAAAGCAGGAGCUGGUGGAAUAUCGUCACAUCAAAACGUUCGAAAAGAAAACCUGCAAGAUUAAGCUGUAGGAAAAUGUCGUCCUGUCUGGAGUUACCUAAGUCCAGUGAAACUUCAUCUUCUUUGCGUGAAGAUCGAUCUCGCACGGUUUCAGAAGAAACAGUUGCUGAGUUGAACUUGUGUUCGCUUAGAGAUGAACUAGCUGUUAGGCUACAUCACAUGAAUUUGCAAGUGAACGAGCAGAUCCGUUUCGAGGAGAAAUUACUGGAAAUAUUCGACCGGUUUUUUGAAUCAUACAAUCCAAAGGAUCACUGGAAGGCAAUGCUUGAUAUGGAGCGCGAUUGCGAAGACGGAGACUCUGAAGGAAUAGUUCACAAAAAGAGAAUUGAAAGGCUUCGAUAUGUGCUCAUGUUGCCACCAGGUAAAUUGGCACCGGAAAAGAAGCCAGAUUUCGGAGACCACUGCGGAACUGUAAUCAGUUGUCCGGAUGAAGUAGAGAUGAACAGAUAUAUGCUGGGUAUCUCACCUUUUUGGAGAGGCCCUAUGGUUAAAAAUAAUACAAAUGCGUUUUAUUUGACUCGAACGGGUAGAAGAAUGCAUGACAGAGAUGAAUCUUACUCUCCACUUGAUGAGAAUCAGAAAGAGUACUACCUCGAGGAUCUAGUCGACUACCGGGAAUCAACGAGAUUACGGAAGGAUUACUCUACUAUGGAACGGAUUUGGUCACAAUUAGAGAAUCUUGAAAUAUCCCCGAAAGAACCUGUUGUGAAGAAGGGUCCUGAAAGAAGUAAUUGGAUGUCCAGACGUAAGCUGGCACGGUUUGCAAAUGAAGACGUGGUUUGUCUUGGAUCAAUUCAGAAGGAUGUACUAAAAAUUCCAGAAUGCGUUAACGCUACAAGCUAUUCGGAGGAAGCUAGUGAAUUCCUCAGUAAGGGUGCAUCUACUCGAGAAAUUCUGGCCACCGCUUUCAAAGCAAUCCGACAAACUACACUGAUGAUGAUCCAGACGAGAAAUGCCAUACUCGAGCUCGUUCAUAACGUGGUAGAAGACGGCGACGAAGAGGAAGAUGACGAUCAUGAUGAGUCAGUAGAUGAUGAGGAAGAAUUUUCGCGUCAAAUGGAGCAAGCUGUUCAGGAUUCGUAUCAAGAACUUCAGUCAACUAGCAAGGCUUAG
Necator americanus (New World hookworm) is the source of this 5208-nucleotide messenger RNA. RefSeq lists its product as uncharacterized. The coding region runs from base 1 to 5208 and encodes 1735 amino acids. NCBI's taxonomy places the organism in Eukaryota, Metazoa, Nematoda, Chromadorea, Rhabditida, Ancylostomatidae. The transcript is spliced from 44 exons. Gene Ontology annotation, molecular function: zinc ion binding; metalloendopeptidase activity. The record is from RefSeq and is a predicted model, not a curated record. Gene Ontology annotation, biological process: DNA-templated transcription; proteolysis.